AUGGACAACGAUGAACCACUCCUUUCAAGACUAACCCGGGCACAGCUGGUCGUCAAAGAAGUGCAGGAGAUAUGUGGCGUUCCUUCCCUUUCAUGGGGCAUAUUGCACCACGGCCAAGUAAUAAAGCGGCAGAGCAUUGGCUAUCGUGACGUAGAGGGGCAACUUCCGGCGAACCCAGACACGAUGUACAUGAUUGGGUCACUAUCAAAGUCAUUCUUGUCAGCGGCAGUGGGGAAGCUUGUCGACGGGGGGGCACUGUCAUGGCUCGAUCCGAUACAGAAAUACAUUCCCGAGUUCAAUCCCAAAGAUGAUCCAAAUAUUGGGCCUAAAGCAGACAUUAUUGAUGCUCUACGGCACUCUACAGGCCUUGCUGCCCCAACGUUACUUUCCUUAGGGCCAAGGGCGACAAUUCUUAGUGACGAGAAGGACUUCAUUCGCUUGUUGAAUUCCCUGCCAACAUCCAACCAGGAGGGUCAACGAUUCAACCGUUGGUGGAUGUACAACAACUAUACAUAUGGGUUGAUUGCAAAGGUGGUUGAAAUUGUGAGUGGACAGAGCUAUGCGGAUUAUAUCCAGGAGCAUAUCUUGACGCCUCUCGGAAUGCAUCAUACGGCUAUUUCGAGUAAUGGCACGAGAAAGAAUGAUAACAUCGCAUACCCUUACGUAUGUCCGAGCGUUGGAGAAUACUACAAGAUUCCCUCCGAAUCUUGGCCAUGUGAUGAUCAUACGCCCUUAUUAGCAGCCAUGGGGAUGCGCAGCAGUGUCAACGACAUGCUGGUCUGGUCAAAAGCAGUUCUGGAAGCUGAAAAGCAGGAAGAAACGGGCCAGGAGCAUGACAAAGCAAUCUCAAAAGGAUAUCCGUUGAAACAAAUGAGGAAGAUCCGCCAAGCGUACUGGACUAGACCAGUAGAUGACUCGUUCCAAAACGAAACAGCAUACUGCAUGGGUUGGCUGAGGGUUGAGAUGCCAUCCUCUUCGAUAGGCAUGCUUAGCUGUAACACCGAUACACGCAAAAGGAAGGAACAUCUGAAGUACAUUUUAGGGACCCAGUCGGGUCCGAUGGUUACCAUCUGCCAUAACGGCGUCGUGAAUGGCUCAACAGCAGCUCUUUAUACGUUCCCUGAGACCCAGAGUGCUGUGGUGGUUCUUUCAAACGGACUCCAUAGUGGCGACGCAAGUGAUUUCGUGGCACAAAUUCUGAUCCAGGCUCUAUUUGACCUUCAGCCUAACGUGGACUUACUUCCAUUAGUCCGGAUGGAAGCUGAAAUCCCUCGUCAGUGGUAUGAGUCGAAAUUUGCGGCUCCGUGGAGACAAGAUAGGAGGCUUGCCGAUAAAGAACGGAAUCGAGAGCUAUACCUAGGCGACUACUAUGGAUUUGAUGACACCUUUGUCUUGAGCAUUGUUCCGAGACCCAUUGCAAGGUCUAACGAGAAGGAACCAGAACCUGACCUGUCUUUGGCGGUAGUGUUCAACCGACGUACAGCUUCAAUUUGUGACUUGGAAUUCUAUAGAAAAGAUACAUAUAGCUUUUUCCCUCAGUCCCACGAGGAUCACUUGCUGACGAUGUACCCACUUUGGUGUGAUUACCGGAUGACCAUAUUGGAGUUCUGCGAGGAUGAAUCCGGGGAAGUAACAACCAUUCGGUGGCUCUGGGAUGAGGACGAAGAGCCAGCCAUUCUCAUCAGAAAGCACUCAUAA
Molecule: messenger RNA, 1698 nt
Organism: Aspergillus alliaceus
Lineage: Eukaryota; Fungi; Ascomycota; Eurotiomycetes; Eurotiales; Aspergillaceae
Product: serine hydrolase domain-containing protein
Exons: 1
Coding region: 1-1698 (565 amino acids)
Source: RefSeq, a predicted model, not a curated record